Molecule: messenger RNA, 16013 nt
Organism: Nerophis ophidion (straightnose pipefish)
Lineage: Eukaryota; Metazoa; Chordata; Actinopteri; Syngnathiformes; Syngnathidae
Product: ankyrin-2-like
Exons: 7
Coding region: 28-13023 (4331 amino acids)
Biological process (GO): protein localization to T-tubule; signal transduction; regulation of cardiac muscle contraction
Cellular component (GO): T-tubule
Molecular function (GO): protein binding
Source: RefSeq, a predicted model, not a curated record
ACGCUCCCAAUCAAAACAGAAGCUGCUAUGAGGAGCAAAGACUCUCAAGUUUUUGAUGCCCAGUACAAAGUGAAAGACCAGCAAAUUCCCUGCAGCACUGAAGUUCAUGUUUUCAAGCCUUCUCAUGGCAGUAAUCAAUGCAAAAGCAAAAAAAUAUAUAGCCGAGUGACACCUGAAACAUUUGUUGAAAAAGAUCUGCAGUGUCACUCAGCUAAAAUGUUGAACUUGCCAUCAUCUGUAUCGAUCAGUAAAAUUAGUCUGAUCCUAUCGGAAUCAGACCAAGCUGAGACGGACUUCAAAGAGCUCCAUGAUGAGUACAACCAUAUUCCUCAGCUUUUCACAACAAAUCCUUCCAAAAACAUGUUCAGGGGAACCUCUGAUCCUAACCUGUUUGAAUCACCUGAGAUUCACAAAGCAACUUUGGCAACUGAAGAAGUCAGAGACGCAGAUCCAAGAAGUAAGGUGUCGCAGAAGUGUAUUGAUGAAAUCACAGACCUGUUUAUCACAGACCAUUCCAGGAUCUCUCAAGUCCCCAGUGUGAACACGGGCUACGGUCCCUUUACAUCAAGCAAAGAGGACAACACAAAAUUUCAACUGAAAAUUGUUGAGUACCCGGAAAACAUGCAUUUCAUUGAUGAUGAUGAUCCUGUCCAGUCAGUGGACUCCAUUUUUGCUGCAACCAAGUGCAAAAUGGUGAAUGAUAGUAAAAACAUUCAGAUGGCCUGUGACUCAACUGAUAGCUCUCUUUAUAGUUCAAUCAGUCCAGACAGUGACAAACACAGGGCAAAGACGGCCUCUUCCUGCCUUUAUCUGCCUAUCACGGAAGAACAAGAGCAAGAAGAGCAAGAUGAAACAUUAUCUUCCACCAGCACAAAUUAUGAUCCUUAUGUUUAUGAAAAACAUUUCUUACCACCUGAAUCUUGGACAUUAAAUGACUAUUUUUCUAGAAUGUCAUCACCAGAAUCUGUUAUGUCAGUCAGUGAUUAUAGGGCAAUGUCUCCAGACUCUCCUCUUAGCAAAAGAAAGGACCUUCACAUAAUUGAUAACAGCUGGACACUCUUUUCAAGCACUGACAAGUGUAAUUUAUCGGACAUGACAGUCAUUACUGUUAAUAACACGGAUCAUAGCCAAUCACACCUGUUUGAUUUUACACCUGAACCUGGUGCAAAACCAAAACUUGUACAGGAAUUUCAUUGCAUAUCUCACGUGGCAAAUCACAGUCCACCUUUACCUUUACUCCAGGAAGAGAUCAGAGAAAUUCUUAGUUCGACACCAAACAUUCUGUCCAUUGAGCACUUGAAUGAAAUAUCUUCACAAGAUUUAAGCACAAGUAAUGGUGAAAAUCAGUUGUCAAACAUGGAUUGCAGGCCAUUGUCCCCACAAUCUCAGACUUCUCAGUGCAGUUUUUCAUUCCUUGAAGUCUUGCUCUCUGAACCAACCCGUGCCCAACUGAAGAGUCAGUAUUGUGAUUACCUUCUACUGUAUUCAGGAGAUAUUCCAACCUCACCCCUACUGACUUUUUACAAUACACCAGUUAACUGUCAACACCCUGGAGAUAGUAGUUCAGCUGAAGCAAAUGAUUAUCAUCCACAACCCAAAAUUUCCAUGCAAUUACAAAACAUCCCCAGUGUAGAAAAGCCUGCAUCAUGGCAAGGAAUCUGUGUUUCAGCUGUCAAUAAAGAAGAGACCAAGUGUGGAGAUGACAAACACAUUUUGUUUCAAUGUAAGCCACCAUCACCUAAAUUCCCUGCGCAAAAGACAGAAAGUAAGCAAUCAUUUCUCGAUUACUGGUUUACAAAGUUGGCACCUCAAUCUUCAAAUGUAUUACCAUCAACAUAUGGAUCAGAUGUUGAUAUCAAAGAUAUUCCACUAAACACAAAAGACAUCAGUCCAGUUCAAGGGUCUUCACAUCAGAGUUGGAUGAAAGAAUCAACAAAAGUAAAUAUUUGUUUAGAUGACAAAUUUCAACCAUCAUCUUUUACCUCCGACAGUAUAUCACUACCACAAAUUAAGGAGCCAAUUAUCUUUAACUUUGUGGAAAAACCAAAGUACACUUUUAAGUUUCCAAAAGAAAAAAUAGUGACAUUAUGCAAAAAAGAAUCUUCUACGUUUGAGAAGGUGACCCAACAGAACGUGCCAUCAAAUUUUAUAUCAUCCUCUACAAAACCAAGCAUGUCAUUGACAAAGUAUUCUUUCUGUCCUGACUUAAUUGAGCAGAAUAAAUAUUGCAACUAUUUCUUACAGUACUCUAACAUUUUUGAUGAGGUUAGACCACUGUCCCCACAGUCAGUUUUGUCAGAUGUUGCCCUUGAUACAUUCUUUAGCAGUAGGCUAUUGUCUCCAGAUCCUAUUUCCUUUAAUUUGGACACAUCAGUCCUUUGGGACUGUGUGCUAGACAUCAGGGCAUCCUCCCCAGAGUCUGUGGUAUCAGCUGAGAAGGCCUUGUUCUGUCCUGGAGCAUUUGGGGAAAACCAAAAACAUAAUUGUAAUUAUUACUUAAACUACUCUGAAGAUAGGCCAGUUACACUUCUGUCAACAGUGUCUGACAAUGAGUAUUCCGUUAUAUGUUUUAGUGAUCUCUUUGAUAGUAACAGGCCAGAAUCGCCAGAGUCCAUUAUGUCAGAAAAUAUAGAUUCAGCAAAUCCAGUCACAGUGAAUUCAUGCCAAACUCAGUAUGGUGCAAGACCUUUCACAUAUGCAGAUGUUGUGUGUGGCAUGGAAAAAGAAUACCAAGUAGAUCACAUGUCUGAGGUAAAGACAUUUAAGUCUCAGCCAAUUUUGCUCUCAUCAGACUCCCUUGAUGAGUUGUCAGACUACUCCUCAGAUGAAUUGGUCACAAUGGUGAGACCUCAUUCUCCAGAGUCUGUAGUGUCACAAUGUGAAUACCGGCUACUUUCUCCUGACUCCCCUAUUCCUCAUUUUGAUGUAUCUCACAUACAACAUCAUGACCAAUGUUUCAACCAAAGGUCGUACACACCGGAAUCCAUUGUUUCUGAUUGGGAAGAGAAUGAUUUGUGUCUCACUAAGCUUUUUGAUGAGGCCAGUCCAAUCUCUCCACAAUCAGUUUUGUCAGAAUUGGAACUUGAUACCUCACUUAGCAGCAGGGCAUUGUCUCCAGAUUCUGUAUCCUGUGAUCAGGACAUGUCACUGCUUCAAAACUGGUUGUUAGACCUCAGAGUAUCUUACCCAGAGUCUGUGGUAUCAAAUGAGAAGGGCAUAUUUUGUCCUGAAACAGUUAAUGAAAACACAAACGAGUAUUGUAAUUAUUACUUAAGAUACUCUGAAAAUGGGCCAGCUACAACGUCUAAUGAUGAGUAUUCAGAAUUAUGUGUCAGCAAUAUCUCUGUUCAUGGCAGGCAAGAAACGCCCGAGUCCAGAAUGUCAGAAUAUAUAGUCUCAGCAAAUCAAGUCAUAGUACAAUCAUGCCAACCUCAGUCUUGUGCAAGACCUUUCACAUAUGCAGACGUUGUGCGAGGCUUUACACAUGAAAAGCAAGGAGAUUCAAUGUCUGAAGUAAAGACAUUUGAGUCUCAGCCUAUUUUUCUAUUAUCAGACUCCCUUGAUGAUUUGUCGGACUACUCCUCGGAUGAACUAAUCACAGAGGUGAGACCUUAUUCUCCAGAGUCUGUGAUGUCACAAUGUGAACACAGGCUACUUUCUCCUGACUCUCCUAUUCCUCAUUUUGAUGUAUCUCACAUACAACAUCAUGACCAAUGUUUCAACCAAAGGUCGUACACACCGGAAUCCAUUUUUUCUGAUUGGGAAGAGAAUGAUUUGUGUCUUGGCUACCUUUUUGAUGAGACCAGACCAAACUCUCCGAAGUCAGUUUCGUCAGAAUUGGAAUUUGAUACCUUACAUAGCAGCAGGGCAUUGUCUCCAGAUUUUGUUUCCUAUGAUGAGGACAGGUCACUCCUUCAGACCUGGUUGUUAGACCUCAGAGUAUCUUCUCCAGAGUCUGUGGUAUCAGUUGAGAGGGGCUUAUUUUGUCCUGAAACAGUUUAUGAACACACAAACAAGUAUUGUAAUUAUUACUUAAGAUACUCUGAAAAUAGGCCAGCUACAACGUCUAAUGAUGAGUAUUCAGAAUUACGUGUCAACAAUAUCCCUGAUCGUGGCAGGCAAGAAAUUCCAGAGUCCAGAAUGUCAGAAAAUAUAGUCUCAGCAAAUCAAGUCAUAGUACACUCAUACCAACCUCAGUCUUGUGCAAGACCUUUCACAUAUGCAGACGUUGUGCGAGGCUUUACACAUGAAAAGCAAGGAGAUUCCAUGUCUGAAGUAAAGACAUUUGAGUCUCAGCCUAGUUUUCUAUUAUCAGACUCCCUUGAUGAUUUGUCGGACUACUCCUCGGAUGAACUAACCACAGAGGUGAGACCUCAUUCUCCAGAGUCUGUGAUGUCAAAAUGUGAAUAUAGGCUACUUUCUCUUGACUCCCCUAUUCCUCAUUUUUAUGCAUCUCACAUACAACAUAAUGACCAAUGUUUCAACCAAAGGUCGUACACACCGGAAUCCAUUGUUUCUGAUUGGGAAGAGAAUGAUUUGUGUCUCACUCACCUUUUUGAUGAGGCCAGACCAAUCCCUCCACAAUCAGUUUUAUCAGAAUUGGAACUUGAUACCUCACAAAGCAGCAGGGCAUUGUCUCCAGAUUCUGUUUCCUCUGAUCAGGACACGUCACUCCGUUGGGACUGGUUGUUCGACUUCAGAGCAUCCUCCCCAGAGUCUGUGGUGUCGCAAUGUGAAUUCAGCGUUCUUUCUCCAGACUCCCCUGUUCCUCAUGUUGACAUAACCAAAAUUGAAGAUAACCAAAAUUUCAACUGCAGGUCAUGCACACCAGAAUCGAUUGUCUCUGAUUGGGAAGAGAAUGAUUUGUGUCUUAGCUACCUUUUUGAUGAGACCAGACCAAUCUCUCCAAAGUCAGUUUCGUCAGAAUUGGAAUUUGAUACCUUACAUAGCAGCAGGGCAUUAUCUCCAGAUUUUGUUUCCUAUGACCAGGACACGUCACUCCUUCGGGACUGGUUGUUCGACUUCAGAGCAUCCUCCCCAGAGUCUGUGGUGUUACAAUGUGAAUUCAGGGUUCUUUCUCCAGACUCCCCUGUUCCUCAUGUUGACAUAGCCAAAAUUGAGGACAACCAACACUUCAACUGCAGGUCAUGCACACCAGAAUCGAUUGUGUCUGAUUGGGAAGAGAAUGAUUUGUGUCUUAGCUACCUUUUUGAUGAGACCAGACCAAACUCUCCAAAGUCAGUUUCGUCAGAAUUGGAAUGUUAUACCUUACAUAGCAGCAGGGCAUUAUCUCCAGAUUUUAUUUCCUAUGAUCAGGACAUGUCACUCCUUCAGAACUGGUUGUUAGACCUCAGAGUAUCUUCCCUGGAGUCCGUGGUAUCAGUUGAGAAGGGCUUAUUUUGUCCUGAAACAGUUAAUGAAAACACAAACAAGUUUUGUAAUUAUUACUUAAGAUACUCUGAAAAUAGGCCAGCUACAACGUCUAAUGAAGAGUAUUCAGAAUUAUGUGUCAACGAUAUCUCUGAUCGUGGCAGGCAAGAAAUUUCAGAGUCCAGAAUGUCAGAAACUAUGUCAGCAAAUCAAGUCAUAGUACAUUCAUGCCAACCUCAGUCUUGUGCAAGACCUUUCACAUAUGCAGACGUCGUGCGAGGCUUUACACAUGAAAAGCAAGUAGAUUCAAUGUCUGAAGUAAAGACAUUUGAGUCUCAGCCUAUUUUUCUAUUACCAGACUACCUUGAUGAUUUGUCGGACUACUCCUCGGAUGAACUAACCACAGAAGUGAGACCUUAUUCUCCAGAGUCUGUGAUGUCACAAUUUGAAUACAGGCUACUUUCUCCUGACUCCCCUAUUCCUCAGUUUGAUGUAUCUCACAUACAACAUCAUGACCAAUGUUUCAACCAAAGGUCGUACACACCGGAAUCUAUUGUUUCUGAUUGGGAAGAGAAUGAUUUGUGUCUCACUAACCUUUUUGAUGAGGCCAGACCAAUCUCUCCACAAUCAGUUUUGUCAGAAUUGGAACUUGAUACCUCACAUAGCAGCAGGGCAUUGUCUCCAGAUUUUGUUUCCUCUGAUCAGGACACGUCACUCCUUAGGGGCUGGUUGUUCGACAUCAGAGCAUCCUCCCCGGAGUCUGUGGUGUCGCAAUGUGAAUUCAGGGUUCUUUCUCCAGACUCCCCUGUUCCUCAUGUUGACAUAGCCAAAAUUGCGGAUAACCAACAUUUCAACUGCAGGUCAUGCACACCAGAAUCGUUUGUCUCUGAUUGGGAAGAGAAUGAUUUGUGUCUUAACUACCUUUUUGAUGAGACCAGACCAAUCUCUCCAGAGUCAAUUUCAUCAGAAUUGGAAUUUGAUACCUUACAUAGCAGCAGGGCAUUAUUUCCAGAUUUUGUUUCCUAUGAUCAGGACAGGUCACUCCUUCAGAACUGGUUGUUAGACCUCAGAGUAUCUUCCCCAGAGUCUGUGGUAUCAGUUAAGAGGGGCUUAUUUUGUCCAGAAACAUUUAAUGAAAACACAAAAAAGUAUUGUCAUUAUUACUUAAGAUACUCUGAAAAUAGGCCAGCUACAGCGUCUAAUGAUGAGUAUUCAGAAUUACGUGUCAACGAUAUCUCUGAUCGUGGCAGGCAAGAAAUUCCAGAGUCCAGAAUGUUAGAAAAUAUAGUCUUAGCAAAUCAAGUCAUAGUACACUCAUGUCAACCUCAGUCCUGUGCAAGAACUUUCACAUAUGCAGACGUUGUGCGAGGCUUUACACAUGAAAAGCAAGUGGAUUCAAUGUCUGAAGUAAAGACAUUUGAGUCUCAGCCUAUUUUUCUAUUAUCAGACUCCCUUGAUGAUUUGUCGGACUACUCCUCGGAUGAACUAACCACAGAAGUGAGACCUUAUUCUCCAGAGCCUGUGAUGUCACAAUGUGAACACAGGCUACUUUCUCCUGACUCUCCUAUUCCUCAUUUUGUUGUAUCUCACAUACAGCAUCAUGACCAAUGUUUCAACCAAAGGUCGUACACACCGGAAUCCAUUUUUUCUGAUUGGGAAGAGAAUGAUUUGUGUCUUAAUCACCUUUUUGAUGAGGCCAGACCAAUCUCUCCACAAUCAGUUUUGUCAGAAUUGGAACUUGAUACCUCACAUAGCAGCAGGGCAUUGUCUCUAGAUUCUGUUUCCUCUGGUCAGGACACGUCAGUCCUUCGGGACUGGUUGUUCAACUUCAGAGCAUCUUCCCCAGAGUCGGUGGUGUCACAUUUUGAAUUCAGGGUUCUUUCUCCAGACUCCCCUGUUCCUCAUGUUGACAUAGCCAAAAUUGAGGAUAACCAACAUUUCAACUGCAGGUCAUGCACACCAGAAUCGAUUGUCUCUGAUUGGGAAGAGAAUGAUUUGUGUCUUAGCUACCUUUUUGAUGAGACCAGACCAAACUCUCCGAAGUCAGUUUCGUCAGAAUUGGAAUUUGAUACCUUACAUAGCAGCAGGGCAUUGUCUCCAGAUUUUGUUUCCUAUGAUCAGGACAGGUCACUCCUUCAGAACUGGUUGUUAGACCUCAGAGUAUCUUCUCCAGAGUCUUUGGUAUCAGUUGAGAGGGGCUUAUUUUGUCCUGAAACAGUUUAUGAACACACAAACAAGUAUUGUAAUUAUUACUUAAGAUACUCUGAAAAUAGGCCAGCUACAACGUCUAAUGAUGAGUAUUCAGAAUUACGUGUCAACAAUAUCCCUGAUCGUGGCAGGCAAGAAAUUCCAGAGUCCAGAAUGUCAGAAUAUAUAGUCCCAGCAAAUCAAGUCAUAGUACACUCAUACCAACCUCAGUCUUGUGCAAGGCCUUUCACAUAUGCAGACGUUGUGCGAGGCUUUACACAUGAAAAGCAAGGAGAUUCCAUGUCUGAAGUAAAGACAUUUGAGUCUCAGCCUAGUUUUCUAUUAUCAGACUCCCUUGAUGAUUUGUCGGACUACUCCUCGGAUGAACUAACCACAGAGGUGAGACCUCAUUUUCCAGAGUCUGUGAUGUCAAAAUGUGAAUAUAGGCUACUUUCUCUUGACUCCCCUAUUCCUCAUUUUUAUGCAUCUCACAUACAACAUCAUGACCAAUGUUUCAACCAAAGGUCGUACACACCGGAAUCCAUUGUUUCUGAUUGGGAAGUGAAUGAUUUGUGUCUCACUCACCUUUUUGAUGAGGCCAGACCAAUCUCUCCACAAUCAGUUUUAUCAGAAUUGGAACUUGAUACCUCACAAAGCAGCAGGGCAUUGUCUCCAGAUUCUGUUUCCUCUGAUCAGGACACGUCACUCCGUUGGGACUGGUUGUUCGACUUCAGAGCAUCCUCCCCAGAGUCUGUGGUGUCGCAAUGUGAAUUCAGGGUUCUUUCGCCAGACUCCCCUGUUCCUCAUGUUGACAUAACCAAAAUUGAAGGUAACCAAAAUUUCAACUGCAGAUCAUGCACACCAGAAUCAAUUGUCUCUGAUUGGGAAGACAAUGAUUUUAUUUUUAGCUACCUUUUUGAUGAGACCAGACCAAUCUCUCUACAAUCAGUUUCGUCAGAAUUGGAACUUGAUACCUCACAUAGCAGCAGGGCAUUGUUUCCAGAUUCUGUUUCCUCUGAUCUAGACAUGUCACUUCUUUGGGACUGGUUGUUAGACUUCAGAGCAUCCUCCCCAGAGUCUGUGGUGGCAGUUGAAAAGGGCAUCUUUCAUUCUGAAACAUUUUUGAAAAACACAAAUCAGUAUUGUAAUUAUUACUUAAGAUACUCUGAAGAUAGGCCGACUUCAUUUCUGUCGACAGUGUCUGAUGUAGAGAAUUCUGAAUUAUGUUUCAAUGAUAUAUCUGAUGAAGGCAGACCAGAAUCGCCAGAGUCCAUUAUGUCAGAAAGUAUAGUUUCAGCAAAUCAAGUCAUAGUACAUUCAUGCCAACCUCAGUCUUCUGCAAGACCUUUCACAUAUGCAGACAUUGUGCGUGGCUUUACACAUGAAUACCAAGUAGAUUCAAUGUCUGAAGUAAAGACAUUUGAGUCUGAGCCUAUUUUUCUAUUAUCAGACCCUCUUGAUGAGUUGUCAGACUUCUCCUCAGAUGAACUGAUCACAGAGGUGAGACCUCAUUCUCCAGAGUCUGUGGUGUCACUAUGUGAAUACAGGCUACUUUCUCCUGACUCCCCAAUUCCCCAUUUUGAUAAAUCUCAAAUAAAACAUCAUGACCAAUGUUUCAACCAAAGGUUGUGCACACCGGAAUCCAUUGUUUCUGAUUGGGAGGGGAAUGAUUUGUAUCUCACAAACAUUUUUGAUGAGGCCAGACCAUUGUCUCCACAGUCAGUUUUGUCAGACUUGGAAUUGGAUACCUUAUUUUGCAGCAGUGUAUGCUUUCCAGAUUCUGAAUCUUCGGACCUUGACAAAUCACUCUUUCAGGACAGGUUGCUCGACUUUAAAGCAUCCUCCUCAGAGUCUUUGGUAUCAGUUGAGGACGAUGUAUUCUGUCCUGAAACAUUUGGUGAAAACAUAAAACCGCAUUGUAUUUAUUACUUAAGCUACUCUAAAGAAAGGCCAGUCACACCUCUGUCAACAGUUCCUGAUGUCGUCUAUUCCGAGGUACGCAUCUGGGAUGCAAGGCAAAUUAAAUCUACAAACGUGUCAUCACUGCCCUUAGGGUUUAUAAAACAGAAACCAUACCUUAAUAAGUUGAUAUCAACUGUGUUUGAUCCCUUGUAUAAAGGAAAAUGUUCUUGCAAAGUGUCACAAUUUACUGUAGAAAAACAACUUGGACGUGAUACCCACCUUCUUCCCUCCAGUUUUGCAAAAGAACAGUCACACAAACAUUCCCCAUGCUUCGAUAAUAUUUUGCAAGAUAAAACGCCAGAUGAGCCUUUUAAUUCCGAAGCUGAGAAAUCAAAUUUUCCUAUAACGUCAUACAUAAAAUCUGCUAAAUCUUUUCAACCUGCUAAUGAAUGUAAUCAGUUGUCAGAAAAUGACCCUAUUUCAACAGAUUCUAAAGGUUUGGAUCAAAACCGCACUGAUGAAUGUCCAAAUAAGAUCAAAUCCGAUUCUUCUUUAUCCUUUCUUCUUGACAGUGAGAGUCAAACCGCAAUGUUCCAUCAAAACAUGUCAGUUCAGUCAUUUAAUGAUGCAUGUUUGUCUAAUUCUGGAUCAACCUCUGACAUUGUCAAUUCAGUAGAACAUUCAUCCUUAAGUUUUGUGUACAAACAACUCAACACGAGGUUAAUAGCACAUUCAUGUGAUCCAGUGUAUAAGGGAAAAUAUGACUGUAACACAGUGAUGCUAGAUCACAAAUCCUCUGAAAACCCCCAACUGGAUAAGGCUACGACAUUUAGUCAUCACCAGCUACAGUUGAGUCACAUGCCAUAUAUCGAAGAAAACAUCGACUUUCACCAUGCUGUCAAAAUUGAGGAUGCCUCCAGGGAACAAACAAUGGAGCACAGACCACAUGUGCAUGACCUUCAGGGGAAACAUACUUUAAAGACAACACACAGCCAAGGAUUGUUUGGCAAGGACGUGAAGAGACAAUCAGUAAGAAUGGACAAGAGCAAAAAGUCUUAUCUUCCGGUAUCAACAGCAUCUUCCAAGGCAAAUCUUUCUGAACCUACAGAACAAAAAGAUCAUUAUUUAGAGGAUUUUGUAAAAAACAAGAUGACCUCAAUGCUUAGUAACACAAACACAAUGUUCUCUGAAAAUAUAGAGUUACCCAUUGCAGGUACAUGUUAUCCAAGUAAAACACCAUUUGAGACCACAUUGACCGAUGCUCUGAGGCAUGACAAAGAAAAUGUUGUAUUCCCCGAACAAAGUGAAGAGUUUGGCUCUAUUAUCAAUGAACCAGCUCAAGACAGUGGUGAGGAGGAAAUUAUCACAUCAUCAAACUCCACGCCAACUGGACCAGAUUCUGUGUCCCCACAGCUUGACCAGCUGUUGUCCGAUCUAGAAGAGAUGAAAGACAAAUUUGAUUUAAAACCAUUUUGUCUACCACUAUUAGAACCCAACGACGAAAGUUCAAAUGUUGAUCUGAUUCAUGACUUUAAAGAACUGCAACCUGAAGAUGAAUGUCCCACAGGGGGAAGCACAUCUCCAAGUGUCAGUAUCAUACAGCUAGAAGAAGAUACAAACAAGACAAAUGUAACAGUGACGUGGUCUCCACCUUUCCAGACUUAUGAUCAACCUGCAGAAGACCCAGUUGCUUCUGAUCUAACAAUUAUACAAUCAAACCUCAGGACUGACAGAGAUUCCGUGCCACUCUCUGGGGCUCUCUCGUAUCCAGAUUUUCCUCAGACAGGUUGUGAAAUUUUUGAACCGUCAUUGGAAUCAAAUUUUUCUGAAGAUGCAGUUCCGCCCAUCAAAUAUAAUGAAAGUGAAGAAAAGGUAUUAUCUUCAGCGUCUUUCCCCAUAGUUUCUGAAGAGACUUCUAGUGAUGAGUAUGAGGAACAUUUUAGAAGUGAUAACGUUCAAAGUCAAGGGCAUGAAUCACUUUUGCUACCUGGAGAAAGGGAAGACACAGCAAGGAAUUGUCUUAAAGACAAAAGCACAACUUUAUACAAGGAACCCUCAGAUUUUCAGAAAGGAUAUUAUUCCUCUGACUUGCCAUUCAAUUUGAUGGUGGACAGGGCACCACAAACCACUGAAAGACAGUUUAGAUCUGCGGAAUCAAUUGUGUGUCCCACCUCAGCGAAGUCUGAGAAGUCCUCAGAUGGGAUUAGUCCAAGGUCUAGUGUGCAAUAUCUGGAAACAUUUACAUCUGAAAGACAGUUAAGCUUUGAGGAACUGAUGCCAGCUAAAUAUUCUUCUGAUGUAAUAAAUUCAAAGGCUGGUUUUCAAAAUCCAGCGGACUGUGAAGUACCUAAUACUCAGGCCUGUUUAGUUGAACCCAACACUGAGAUGCCAUCGUUGACCUCUGAUGAGGAGUGUGCCAUAUUUCCAGUCUAUGCAGAGAGGGAUUCUGCUACAUCCACCUUUAGCCACAUGCCACCAGAAUAUGGAGACAAUGUCCGUAGCGGUGCAUAUGGCCCAGCAUCUGAAUAUUCAGAUCCAGAGCCCUUCUUUGACUGCAGGCAAGCUACGUCAGAUUUUUCAGAGACCGAGCCUGAUGAAACAGAGUUCAGAUCAAUUCCAAGUAAAGGUCAGCCUGGGGAUAGUCAUCCUGGAAGGAGAGAACAUGUGUACAGGCAUGCGUUGCUGUCAUCUGGAAGUGAAGACUGGGAGGAUGCUUUUGUUGUCCAAGAGACUUUUCGUACUGUACCUAACAAGACUGAAGACAUAUUCCAUUCGGAAGCAGAGGAAUUAACUGUGUGUGAGGUGCCUGGCUCUGAAAUAGGAGCUUUUGAUGAUACAAAUACACUGACAAGGGCUGAUGAAAUGCCUGACCUUCCGACUCAGUCUGUGACAGAAGAAAAAUACAAAGAUGAAAAUGGUCACAUUGUUGUUAGAAAGGUUUCUAGAAAAAUUAUUCGCAAGUGUGUUUCUUCGGAUGGUGUGGAGCGCGAAGAGGUCUCAAUAGAGGGAACCCCCCACGGGUCCAUCAGUGUUGCAGAAGGAGACGGCUACUCCAAAGUGGUGAAGCGAACUGUACUCAAGAGUGGGGGAGACCAUACUGAGGUUACAUUCUCUGAAUGUGAGGGUUUCUCAACAUCACAAGAGACCUCUGAGAUCCGUAAAGUCAGCCUGGCAGAACAAACCACAGUAGUCGAGGGUAAAAGAACAGUGACACACAAAGGAGACCUGUCGUUGGCCUCUGACCUCCCCUCGGCCCAAGAUGACUUCAAACAGGCUUUGGAUUACAUAGGCGGUUUAACCAGAGCAGAUCUACCCCAUGUGGUGGAAAGUGAGACCGUCAAAGAGGAUGGAACUGUGGUCAGAAGGGCCCACGUGCGUGAAGGUCACACCCUCAGACAGACGGUGGUGCAGGGAGCUGGGCAGCGCAAACAGGUCCUUCUCGAGCAAGUGGACGGCCCCGCCGAGGGCUCCAAACCCCACGAACUCCAGCGGCAUCUGCACCAGCUCUUUCACCACUUCUACCAAGAACAAGAGGAGGACCGUGACGGCGACGAGGAACAGUAGAAGAAUGUGUAACGCACUAAUUUAAGGUGUCCUCCCCACCCCGCACCUCCCACUACUUCUCCUAUGCAUUUGCCACAUGUAAUCUUAGCGCGCACCUACAAGCUACCAGUCUUCCCGUUACAGCCAAACAAACGUCGUCCAUGAUGAGACAUUUCCUUCCCUUGCUGGGUGUGUUUCGAGAAUUUAUCGUUUGCCUUGUUUUGUGACCAAAGAUGAGUUGUGUUUUUUCCUGAUCAGUCUUAGGUUUCAUGUCAAGAAAGUCUUGUCAUCUAAAAAAAAAAUGCCAUUCAGAGUUAGCCCAAUUGAACUCUUAACCUUGGAACCAUUCUCCGGUGAGGACGCUCGGACGUGGCGAUAAGUCGCAGAAAGACUUUGCGGAAUAAUCCCGGCAAAGAAUAGACAUCGCACUCGAGUCACGUGGAGUGCAUUUAUUUAACCGCUGCUGCUGCUGCUGUGUUUCCGUGUAGGCCGCGUGUAAUCCGUCUUUUGGGCAUUCUGAUAUACAAGAAUUUCAUCUAAUCUUGACAAUACCGACAUCUGUAGCCUAGGGGUGAUUAAUCAACGGUGUGAAAAAGAGCAGGCAUGACUAAUCAACAUCAGCUUUGUCGUUUUCAUCUUGUUUGUGGAUUAUGUUUUAAUCAGACAGACUUUUCUCUGCACUGCGUCCUAAACGAUUGAUGGUCUUAUGGUUGUUAUGUCAUCGGUCCCUGCAUGACCCGGUCGCCAUUGGAUUCAUUUUGGAUCGUCUGAGCGAGUGGUAGAUACGUUACUCUGGUGUCCGAUAAUUAGAUUAUAGUAAGGAAAGGACUCACAUGGCCCCAUUCCUGGAGAGUGGGCAUGCAAUCUGCUGAAAUGAUGGAAAGUACCACUCUAGGUGGGGGGCAAAUGAUCGAUUUUUGGAUGCAUCGCAUUUGGGACGUGGGCAAUUGUAAAAUCCAUGAGUAAACAUCAAUAGUUGAUUAUUUAUUUAUUGUAAAUAAAGUAUUGCAGACAGUUCCACCUCACAGAGAGAGCCGACCAGCUUCUUUAUUUUAGGACACAUAAUAAAUAUAACAAGGAUGAAUUUGACUGUUUCUUGUUACAAACGCACCGUUUUUAAAAGUUGCAUGUGAUGAAUGCAAUGUAAAACUGCAUCAAUAUACAUUACAGGCCAAAAGUUUGGACACACCUUCUCCUCAUGCAAUGUGUUUUCUUUAUUUUCAAGACUAUUUACAUUGUACAUUGUCACAUCAAAACUAUGAAUUAACACAUGUGGAGUUAUGUACUUAACAAAAAAAAAGGUGAAAUGACUGAAAACGUGCUAGUUUCUUCAAAAUAGCCACCCUUUGCUCUGAUUACUGCUUUGUGCACUCGUGGCAUUCUCUCAAUGAGCUUCAAGCCCUUUGCACACUCUUGGCAUUCCCUUGGCUUCAAGAGUUAGUCACCUGAAAUGGUUUUCCACUUCACAGGUGUGCUUGAAACUCAUCGAGAGAAUGCCAAGAGUGUGCAAGGCAGUAAUCAGAGCAAAAGGUGGCUAUUUUGAAGAAACUAGAAUAUAAAACAUGUCUUCAGUUUUUUCACCUUUUUUUUGUUACGUACAUAACUCCCCUUGUGGCGAAACGAGAGCUGAGCCAGAAGGCAAACCUCUCGGUCUGCCGAGCUAUCUACAUUCCUACUCUCGCCUAUGGUCAUGAAGUGACCAUAGACAUGACCGAAAGAAUAAGAUGGCAGAUACAACGCUUCAGGAUUCCCCAGGAGGAAGUUGCUAAUGUUGCUCUGGAGAGGGAAAUCUGGGGGUCUCUGCUAGAGCUGUUGUCCCCGCGACCCGAUUCCGGAUAAGCGUUUGAAGAUGGACGGAUGAAUAACUCCACAUGUGUUCAUUCAUAGUUUUGAUGAAAAUAAAGAAAACACAUUGAAUGAGAAGGUGUGUCCAAACAUUUUGGCCUGUACUGUAUAUAAAGACGCAUCAAUAAUCGAUUUUUAAUACAAUUGUAGCUCCUGAGUGGUAAUGGAAUGGCAAGGUGCCCAAAGAUUCCUACCUCCACCAUGUAGCAAAGUUGGAAUCGCCGCAAAACACAUUUUAAAACGCUCAAUGCUUCAAUUUGUCACGUUUCAUGUGUCGGGUAAACCGCGGCGAAUGGGACCAUAUGAAUACCCUUCCUACUGUACAUCAUUGGACUCCUGCUGUACCCCUCAUUUGUUAUUAUUUAUUGUAAAAUCGUUCACAUUUUGCCAUUAAGAGAGGUCAAUUGGUGUUGUUGUUUUUUUGAUGUGUUUAUGAUUAUUCACAUGUGUUGAGCGUUUGGGAGUGAAAGUUGUAUUUAAAUUUUUUUUUUGGAGUAUGCAUUACUUUAUGUUCACCAACUGUAGAAACAGAUUGAUUUUACACAACCGUGAUUUGCACUCCUGAAUGUCAGGAUGGAAAGCCUCCAUGCUGUUUGUGCACUAGCUGUGUUCAAAUCAAAUAUGUCCUUUUUGUGUCAUUCUUUUUUGGGCAGCAGGAUAGAGACCGGUUUAGUGCUUCAAUAAACCAUUAUUCCCUGCUCAAAGCAUCGCUACUGUAUGUAAAUCUAUCAUGUUUUCAUGUCACCAUCACUGUUUGUUUACUUUGUGAUUUAGAGAGAGGACUAAAACAUGCUUUGUGGAGGUUCACUGUGACCGGUAUAUAUAUAUAUAUAUAUAUAUAUAUAUAUAUAUAUAUAUAUAUAUAUAUAUAUAUAUAUAUAUAUAUAUAUAUACAUAUAUGUCUAUAUAUAUAUAUAUAUAUAUAUAUAUAUAUAUAUAUAUAUAUAUAUAGACAUAUAUAUAUAUAUAUUCAUAUAUUUUUCAUUUGGAGAAAAUAUAAGCACCCCUUUUUCUGUGAUUCUGACAGUUAUAUACUCACAUGAUGCAUAUGUAUAGAUAUCUAUAAGGGCAUGUCUUGCUGUUAAAACUUAAAAAGAUCCAACAAAAUGGCUGCAGUGUGUUUAUGGCUGACAAAUGAAAGCUGAGAAUAAAACUUUCAAAAUUAA